AUGGAGGAAACGAGAGACAACCAGAAUAAUGAGCAAAACAACGGACAAAAUGGAGCUCCUCAACUCAACAAUCAAAUUGGGGCUACCGAACUAGUCCAACUCAUGCAAGCGUUCAUUACCGCUGCGACUGCGAAUAACCAAAAUCAGCGCGGAGCCCCGCACGCACCUCGAGGACCAAUGACCAGAAGUCAGGCACUAAAUGAAUUCUGCAAGCGCCGCCCGCCCUACUUUCAAGGAGAACCUAACCCUACAGCUGCGGAAGCUUGGCUAGCGGAAAUCAAGAAAAUUCUUGAAACCCUAGACAUUCAAGAGGCCAGCAAUCGAAUUGCCCUAGCAACCUAUCAAAUGCAGAGUGAAGCUCAGCAUUGGUGGGACCUAAUGAAAAACACCCAUGAUGUGGCAGCAAUGACUUGGGAUAGGUUCGAGGAAAUUUUCCUUGACAAGUACUUUCCAACACCUGUCAAACAAGCAUUAGCCUUGGAAUUCAUGAACCUUGAGCAGGGCACAAUGACCGUGGCCCAGUACGCAGCACGAUUUGAGGAACUGUCUCGCUAUGGCACGAAAAUCAUACCUACUGAUGACGACAAGGCGAGAAAAUUUGAGUGGGGACUCAAUGAGACACGCCGAGCAGUAGUGGCACAGACACUUCCCACCUAUUCACAAGUGGUGCAAUGCGCAUUUAAGAUGGAAAGAGAGAACUUGGAUUUCAAGGCAAGGCGUGAGCAAAAGAAGGCAAUACCAGCAGUUGGAGGACCUAUCCGCACCAACCCCCCUAACCGGAUUACUCUAACCACUCAACCUUACCACCAAAACUACUCUCGCCCACAACAGAUGCAACCCAACCCAGCUUGGAGAAGCCCCAAUCCAAACUUCAAUCGGAACCUUAACCCUAAUCCGAACCAGAUCCAAGUACCAAACCGAGGCCCAAACCCUAAUCUUGGACCAAACCGCAACCCCCUCUCCCAGAAUCAAAGCAUAGACCACCGCUGUUUUUAUUGCCAAGAAGAAGGACAUAUCAGGAGGAAUUGUCCUAAGUUGAACGGCACUGGAAACUCUGGAGGACAACCGCAGAAUCAGGUCAGGACUGCAGGAUUUGGAAAUCAGAAUCAGAACCCAGCUAGACCGGUAUGGAAUGGUAACCAAGCUGGAGGACAGAACCAGCCUCGUGGUGGAUGGAACCAACCGCCAACUCAGAACAGGGGAUUGAACGGGCCAAUCCAGCCCAAUGCAGGAAGAGUGUUUGCGCUGCAAGGGACGGAAGAGGAGAUGGACCCUGCAGUAAUCCAAGGUACCCUCACUCUUUUUACUACAUGCGUUCAAGCAUUAUUUGAUUCUGGAGCUUCGCACUCAUUUAUAUCUACCACAUGUGUAACUACACUUGGUUUAGAAACUGAAUCUCUAAAGACAGCUAUGCAUGUGACCUCACCACUAGGGGGUAAGAUUCCGGUAGUACUAAUUUGUAAAGGGUGCGAACUAGAGAUAUCGAACUUACGGUUAACAUGCGACUUACGAGUAAUCGAAAUGACGGACUUUGACGUCAUACUCGGAAUGGACUGGUUGACUGCACACCGAGCUGUCAUAGACUGCCAUCGAAAGAUGGUGACAGCCUAUUCGCCAGAUGGAACGUGCUUCAAGUUUAAGGGGGAUAGACAAGACCCAUCUGCACCCCACGCGCACAAAACGAAGUGGCAUAGGAAGCUUGCUGGAUGGUUAGCAAGUCUCACGUUGGAGGAAACGAACCGAAUGGAGUUGGGUCUCCCUCACGUUGUCUGCGAGUACGAAGACGUAUUUCCAAAAGAAUUACCUGGAUUACCGCCGCCAAGAGAAUUGGAUUUCACCAUCGAACUACAACCCGGCACAGCCCCAAUCUCGAUGGUCCCGUAUCGAAUGGCCCCAGCAGAACUACGAGAGUUGAAAACACAGUUGCAGGAACUCUUAGAGAAGGGUUUUAUCCGACCUAGUACCUCACCAUGGGGAGCCCCAGCGCUAUUCGUCAAAAAGAAAGAAGGAACGCUCCGACUCUGUAUCGACUAUCGUCAACUCAAUAAAGUCACCAUCAAGAACCGAUAUCCUCUACCGAGAAUAGACGACUUGUUCGAUCAACUGAGAGGAUCGACUUGUUUCUCAAAGAUUGUCUAA
Messenger RNA from Rhododendron vialii, 2139 nucleotides. RefSeq lists its product as uncharacterized. Gene Ontology annotation, biological process: proteolysis. The transcript has a single exon. Gene Ontology annotation, molecular function: nucleic acid binding; aspartic-type endopeptidase activity; zinc ion binding. Bases 1 to 2139 code for a protein of 712 amino acids. Lineage: Eukaryota; Viridiplantae; Streptophyta; Magnoliopsida; Ericales; Ericaceae. The record is from RefSeq and is a predicted model, not a curated record.